Messenger RNA from Cryptomeria japonica (Japanese cedar), 2080 nucleotides. Its product is annotated as citrate synthase, glyoxysomal. Gene Ontology annotation, biological process: carbohydrate metabolic process; tricarboxylic acid cycle. The record is from RefSeq and is a predicted model, not a curated record. The transcript is spliced from 13 exons. Lineage: Eukaryota; Viridiplantae; Streptophyta; Pinopsida; Cupressales; Cupressaceae. Gene Ontology annotation, cellular component: mitochondrial matrix. The coding region runs from base 222 to 1751 and encodes 509 amino acids.
UACAUUACUUACCCCGACACGACACUAUCUUUAGAAGAUCUCUGUAUAUACACAUACAUAUACAUAUUGUCUAUGUGAAUAAAAUAUGUAUGUGAAUAAGAUCUCCUUCCAAAAAUUUUCCUCGGGGGUCAGUUUUCCCUGACUUUUAAGCAUUUGGGUAUCUGAGGCUGGUGGAAUAAUUUGAUUUGAAGACGUUUUGGUCUGUUGGGAUUGAUCCGAGAAUGGCUUCUCUGGAGGGUCGUAAUACUCAAUCGACCGCCAAUAGCAGAUUAGCAGUAUUCUCUCGUCAUUUGCUGGGGCCUGCCGAGAAUUCUUUUCCGGUUAUUGAGAAUUCGCCGGUGUCUGCACAGACGGUCGGCGGUCUCAGGGGCUCUCUGACUGUAAUUGAUAAUAGAACAGGAAAAAAAAUCGAGGUGGAAGUUAGUGAAGGAGGAACAAUCAAGGCUACUGAUUUCAAAAAGUUAACUACAGGUGCAGAUGACAAGGGACUGAAGCUAUAUGAUCCAGGUUAUUUUAAUACUGCUCCUGUUCGUUCAUCUAUUUCAUACAUAGAUGGAGAUGAAGGUAUAUUGCGAUAUAGAGGUUAUCCAAUUGAAGAGUUAGCUGAGAAGAGCACAUUUCCUGAGGUGGCUUACCUUUUAAUGUAUGGAAAUCUACCAUCCGCGACUCAACUGGCAGAUUGGGAAUUUGCUAUUUCACAACACUCAGCACUACCUGAUGGACUUAUGGAUAUCAUACAAAAGAUGCCUCAUGAUGCUCAUCCGAUGGGUAUGCUGGUCUCUGCAAUUAGUGCACUUUCUACAUUUCACCCAGAUGCCAAUCCAGCUUUGAGGGGUCAAGAUCUUUACAACUCAAAGUCUGUUCGGAACAAGCAGAUUGCCCGUGUGUUGGGGAAGGUGCCAACUAUAGCAGCGGCUACAAACUUGAGAAGGAAUGGGAGACAACCAGUUUUUCCUUCUAACAAUCUUUCAUAUGCAGAAAAUUUCCUUUAUAUGUUGGAUUCAUAUGGUGAUAGGACAUACAGGCCUAAUCCUCGACUUGCAAGGGUGUUGGACGUACUUUUUAUCUUGCAUGCUGAGCAUGAAAUGAAUUGCUCAACUGCAGCUGCUCGACAUCUGGCUUCAAGUGGUGUGGAUGUCUAUACAGCACUUGCUGGAGCAACUGGUGCUUUGUAUGGCCCUCUACAUGGAGGGGCGAAUGAGGCUGUCCUUAGAAUGCUGAGCGAAAUUGGGACAGUUGAUAACAUUCCAGAGUUCAUUGAGGGUGUCAAAAACAGGAAGAGAAAGAUGUCUGGAUUUGGUCAUCGAGUUUACAAGAACUAUGAUCCACGGGCCAAGGUGAUUCGUAAGCUGGCAGAAGAAGUAUUCUCCAUUGUUGGGCGUGAUCCUUUGAUUGAGGUAGCUGUGGCUCUAGAGAAGACUGCACUUUCAGAUGAGUACUUUGUGAAGCGCAAGCUUUACCCAAACGUGGAUUUCUAUUCGGGCUUGAUUUACAGAGCACUGGGCUUUGAUACUGAGUUCUUUCCAGUCCUUUUUGCGAUUCCACGCAUGGCGGGUUAUCUUGCACAUUGGAAAGAAUCUCUUGAUGAUCCAGAUACAAAAAUUAUGAGACCUCAACAGUGGUACACUGGUGUGUGGCUUCGCCAAUAUACCCCUGUGAACGAGAGGGAAGUUGCAGAGAAAACUGAAAAACUUGGUGAAUUAUCUAUUUCUAAUGCAACAAGAAGGCGUCGUGCUGGAUUCCUUGCAUGAUUUGCAUUGCCGUUGUUAAAAACUUAUAUUGACAAAGAGCUUUGCAACUUUUGUUACAAUGGCACUUAGCAAGAUGACCUUAUUUAUGCUCGAACAAUCAAAUGCGCAAAUACAUUUUUUGCCAGAUCUGAUCUUUGCCCCAUAUCUGUAUUUGGCUUUAUCUCAAUUACUUACAUUAUUUUACCUGUAAGCAAGAAAAUAAAAGCUGGAACUGAAAAGCUUUUGCAUCCAGCUACUACUAGAAUAUCUUGUAUGAGAUUUAAUAUAUACUUUUUAUGUUCUUAACAAAGAGAGGCAAGUGCAAACGUGACAGGAGAAAGUAUUUGUUA